This is a messenger RNA of Chiloscyllium plagiosum (whitespotted bambooshark), 1386 nucleotides long. The record is from RefSeq and is a predicted model, not a curated record. Lineage: Eukaryota; Metazoa; Chordata; Chondrichthyes; Orectolobiformes; Hemiscylliidae.
UCAGUGAAUAUUUUUAAGAGAUAGAUGUUUGAUAUAAUCUUUGGAACAAACGACAAUGGGUCGCAGUCGUUCGAGAGAAGAUUUGCGAACUAGGAGUGAAGGUGGAUCGAGAAGUAAAGUUAAGAAAAAGGAAGAAAAGAAGAAAAGGAAGCGAAGCAGCAGGAGCCCCGCUGUGUCUCACAAACACUCCCGAAGCUCAGCUCGGGGACUCCGCACGGCUGAGCUAACCACACCUGAAAAUCCAAUCAAACCAAAAUGCCAUUUGUCAUCUUCAACAUUAUCCUCCUCUUCGUCUUCAGGGAAAGGAAAGCAUCAAAAAAGGAGUCACCGUUCAAAAAGGAAAAAAGAUAAAGCUAGGAAAAGAAAGAAAAAAAGGGAAAAGGAGAAAAGAAAAGUGUUGACAGUGAAGCCAUCGCAGGAACCUCCCGGUGAAGGCAGGAUUUCAAGUGAGGCAGUGACUGAGUGUUUGGAAGCAGAACAUACUGAAAAAGUUGUUACAGAUGAACAGAAAACUCGAAUUCAGGCCAUGCGACCAAUGACAAAGGAGGAGUGGGAAGCCAGGCAAAGUGUCAUUCGGCGGGUUGUGGAUCCGGAGACUGGCAGGUCAAGGUAAAGUUAAUGGGUUAACCCUGAACAGGUCGAGGUAAAGUUAAUGGAUUAACUCAGAGCAGGUCAAGGUAAGGUCAGUGGAUUAAACUAAUGUGAUCACAUUUUACUUUGAAGAUUUGCAGAUUAUCAAGCAGCUCUCAGUAAAAACUACAUGGAAGUGAUGUCAGUUACCUGUGACAUUGUGGAAUUUCACUUCCUUUCGAAGAUUCACUGUAAUGUCCUUGAUGAGGUGGAGUCUGGUGUGACCUGCAGGUCAUGGUAGGGAAUCACAUCUGGCAGCACCUGGAUGCUAAUGAUUUCACAGCAGAUCUGCCCCUCAAAAGAUCUGUAAUUUUAAAACAACUGAAGAACACUUUUUGUGUAUUUUAUUUAGGAAGUUGAAUGGAAAAUACAUAGGAGAAAAUGUUUCUUUUAUGAUUGAUAAGGAAAUAAUUGAACCUUAACCCCAUAUCUUGCAGAGAUAAUCCAAUCCAAAGAAAACAGUCAAGUUGAGAUCUGUAAUAACUGUGGUUUCAGUUGGUGGCACUGUUUAUCACACACUGAUUGCAGUGAGUUCUAAUAGAAGGAUUGAACUUCACUCCAAAGUGUUCUACUUUUCAGUGUGUUCUGGGGUUUAUCUGCUGCUGCUAGAUCUGCAUGACUCAAAAAGAAUGUCAAAGAGUGGGGCUUGUGUUGCAUGCAUUUCCCUGGGAGAACAGUGUGACAUAAAGGAAUUCACAACUUCCAUGAUCAUGACCAUCUUCACAUCAGCCAAGAGAGAGGAGUUAGUUCUGAAUG